UUCCCUCGCGCUCCAACCCAAGAGCUGAGCUGUGAGAUCGGUGUAAGAAACGUGCAGGAAAAAGAGUCUGUGUGGUAGAAACUAGCGAUGGCUUCAUCACUAUCUUUGGAGAUUCAGUGUCCAGUGUGUCUAUGCGACUACACUGACCCGGUGGUCCUGCCCUGCGAGCACUCGUUCUGCCGCAUCUGCAUCGACGGCCACAUCAACGCCAGCCUCGGCCCCAUCCUGUGCCCUGAGUGCAGGCAAGCCUUCUCCUCCACGGACAUCAGGGACAGCCGGCUCCUCCGCAACCUCACUGAGCGCGUCAGGGGCCUGAACCUGAGCACCUCGCGGGGGCGGGCCGAGCCUCCGCGGGCUCCGCGGGCUCCGCAGCCGCCGGGCGACCUGGUGUGUGACCAGCACGAGGAGAAGCUGAAGCUGUUCUGUGAGAGCGACCAGAAGCUGGCCUGCACCAUCUGUAAGGAGCAGGACAAACACCACGGACACGUAUUCAAACCUGUGAAGGAGGCCGCCGACAAAAGCAAGGGGGAACUAAAGGGAGCUCUGGGAUUCAUGAUGAAAGAAAACCAAACCCUCAGUGACCUCAGCCAACGCCAGCUCGCUGAGAUCGCCCAGUGUGAGAAGAGGUCUGCUGGUCUUAAGACUCAAGUGUCCUCCCAGUUUGAGGCGCUGCAUCAGUUCUUGCGUAAGAAGGAGAAGGAGCUGCAGGCCGAGCUGGAGCAGAAGAGGGGGAGGUCUGUGACGGCCAUGCAGCGCAACCUGUCGGAUAUCCAGCGGAGAGCAGUCGAUGGCCGAGAGAAGGAGGUGAUCCUUAGGACCGCACUGGAGAUCCCCAAACCAGAUCAUUUCCUGCAGUGGUGGGAAGACAAAGGAUAUCCUGUUCUAGAGGGGAUGAAAGACAAACGAGAUGGGCAGACAAAGUUCAGGUCAACGGUGAAGAACCUGGUGGUGACCCCUGACCCCCUGACCCUGGGCCCCUAUGAGUCCCACCUGCCCUACUUUGUGUGGAAGGAGAUGCUGCAGACCAUCAGACCAGGCCCUGAGCGUCUGAGCAUGAAAGAUCCAGGAGACUCCUACCUCAAAGUGUCCCCAGAAGGUCACAGUGUUCGCCAGGUGGACAGGAGUGGCGGCAUGUAUAAGAGCUACAACCCCGGCGCCAGCACCAAGCAGACCUUCAAGAGCGGCCGCCACUACUGCGAGCUGGACGUGGGGGGGAAGCAGAGCUGGAGCGUCGGCCUUAAGGUGGAGAUGACAGCGAAGCUUGAGCUGCCAGAGAAGGAAAUCCUGCUCCACCUUAAGAAUGGUGGCGGCUAUGUCUUUUCUCACGAUGGGACUGAGACCCCUGUUUCAAAUGCCCCGAAGGAUCCCCCGCGCAGGAUCGGCCUGUACCUGGACUGUGACAAGCAGCAGGUGUCCUUCUAUGAUGGAGACACCAUGAGGCUCAUCCACUUGUCCUUCUGUAGUUUCCUCCAGCCGUGCUCCAUCAGUGUGUGUCCAGGCCUCUACCUGGACGGGAAGAACGCCAACCCAGUCACAUUCUGCUGGUACUGAUCCAGUAUGCCCACAGCAGGCCAUUAGCUGCUAUAUUUAGAUAUAUUGGUAUACAGCCUUACAGGCGUAGCUCACAAUGCUAAUCCAAUACAAUUACUGAAUUACUGUAAUACUCACAA
This is a messenger RNA of Sardina pilchardus (European sardine), 1670 nucleotides long. RefSeq names its product tripartite motif containing 108 (gene trim108). The record is from RefSeq and is a predicted model, not a curated record. Bases 88 to 1551 code for a protein of 487 amino acids. Gene Ontology annotation, molecular function: zinc ion binding; ubiquitin protein ligase activity. Gene Ontology annotation, cellular component: cytoplasm. Gene Ontology annotation, biological process: protein ubiquitination. NCBI's taxonomy places the organism in Eukaryota, Metazoa, Chordata, Actinopteri, Clupeiformes, Clupeidae. The transcript has 6 exons.